Molecule: messenger RNA, 2181 nt
Organism: Cricetulus griseus (Chinese hamster)
Lineage: Eukaryota; Metazoa; Chordata; Mammalia; Rodentia; Cricetidae
Source: RefSeq, a predicted model, not a curated record
GUGGAUGACGCCUCCUACGAAGUCAUGCAGAUCGACAUUGAGAUCGAAGGACCCAGUGACCCACCCUCCACACAGCUUGUCACGUGGCAGGUUGAAUACCCAGGAGACAUCACAUCUGACUUGGGAGUGUCCAAGAUCUAUGUGAGCCAGAAGGACUUGAUUGGGGUCAUACCACUGGCAAUGGAGGCAGAGAUACUGAACACAGCCAUCCUCACUGGAAAGACAGUGGCUGUCCCUGUGAAGGUGAUCUCGGUAGAGGAAGAUGGCACAGUGCAAGGUCUGUCGGACUCGGUGGAGUGCAGGUCAGCAGACGAAGACGUGGUUAAGGUUUCUGACAGAUGUGACUAUGUCUUUGUCAAUGGGAAGGAAAUGAAGGGCAAGGUAAACGUGGCUGUCAGCUUCACCUACCAGCACCUGAGCAGCCCCCUGGAGAUGACAGUGUGGGUACCACGGCUACCCCUACAGAUUGAGGUCUCAGACAUGGAGCUGAACCAGAUCAAGGGCUGGAGGGUCCCUGUUAUCUCCAACAAAAGACCAGCUCGGGACAGUGACGAGGAAGAUGAUGAUGAAAAGAAAGGCCGAGGCUGUACCCUCCAGUACCAGCAUGCCAUGGUUCGAGUCUUGACCCAGUUUGUGGCCGAGGCUCCUGAUCCCGGGGGACAUCUGGCCUACCUGCUGGGCUCUGACUGGCAGGUGGACAUCACAGAGCUGAUAACUGACUUCAUGCAAGUGGAGGAGCCCAGGAUUGCCAAGCUGCAAGGAGGGCAGAUCCUGACUGGCCAGGAACUGGGCAUGACCACCAUCCAGAUCCUGUCCCCUCUGUCGGAUGCCAUCCUUGCAGAGAAGACCAUCACUGUGCUGGAUGAGAAGGUGACCAUCACAGACCUGGGGGUCCAGCUGGUAACGGGCCUUUCACUGUCCCUGCAGCUCAGCCCCGGGAGCAACAGAGCCAUUUUUGCCACUGCAGUGGCUCAGGAACUUCUGCAGAGGCCCAAACAGGAAGCAGCCAUCAGCUGCUGGGUCCAGUUCAGCGACGGUUCUGUCACGCCAUUGGACAUUUAUGAUGAAAAGGAUUUCUCCCUGAUGGCCACAUCCUUGGAUGAGAAGGUUGUCUCCAUUCUCCAGGACCCCAAAUUCAAGUGGCCUAUCAUCGCUGCAGAAAAUGAAGGACAGGGGCCCCUGGUGAAGGUGGAGAUGCUGAUCAGUGAAUCUUGCCAGAAAUCUAAGCGGAAGAGCGUGCUGGCCGUGGGGACCGCCAACAUCAAGGUUAAAUUUGGACAAAAUGAUGGGAACCCCAACAGCAGUGAGAGUGGACACCUUGGGGCCGGGCUUCACUUGGAAAAUAUCAGUGAUAGGAAAUCCAAAAAACCUUUGCAGGAAUGGGGGAGCCCCGAAGGGCCAUACUACAGCAGCUCAUCCAUGGGGCUCAUGGAGGGAUGGGGCAGUACAACCAAGAGGCCAACUUUCCAGAAGAAGGAAGGCCAGGAAAGCCUGUUAGAUGACAUCAUCUUCUCACAGACCAUGGCCACAGACCUCACCAGCUUCCCAGACCAGGUGGACCUCCCCAGGAGCAACACAGGCACAGAGGAGCAUGACCCCGAUCAGGCAGCCAAGGGCUUAAGUGACCUGGAAAUCGGGAUGUACGCUUUGCUGGGUGUCUUCUGCCUAGCUAUCUUGGUGUUCUUAAUUAAUUGUGUGACCUUUGCCCUGAAAUACAGGCACAAACAGGUUCCCUUUGAGGAGCAAGAAGGUCUGAGUCACUCUCAUGACUGGGUUGGGCUGAGCAACCGGACAGAGCUGUUGGGGAACCACAUGAACUUCACCUCCUCCCAAGAGGAGCAGAUCACUGCCAUUGACAGGGGUCUGGACUUCGAGGAGAGCAAACUUCUUCUCAGCUCAAACUCCCAGAGCAGCAUCAAUGGACAGCUAUUCAGGUCCACGGGAGCCAUGCUCACAGAUGAGAAAGAACAGAAGAGUGAACCCCCCACAUCCCCUACCUCCAAAAGGAAAAGAGUGACAUUCUCCACCUUCUCUGCCAUCUCCUCAGAUGACGGGUGUUCUGCUGGGAACACCAUGGUGUUGAGUAAUGAGGAUGACAUUAAGUGGGUCUGCCAGGCCCUGGACCCUGGAGAGUGUCCAGAACCUCACAGUUGCAUGGAGAGGCUACAUGAGCACGUGUAA